This is a messenger RNA of Gloeophyllum trabeum ATCC 11539, 762 nucleotides long. RefSeq lists its product as uncharacterized. The transcript has 2 exons. Lineage: Eukaryota; Fungi; Basidiomycota; Agaricomycetes; Gloeophyllales; Gloeophyllaceae. The coding region runs from base 1 to 762 and encodes 253 amino acids. The record is from RefSeq and is a predicted model, not a curated record.
AUGACAACGAUCCUGCGAGGUUCUGACCCUGACAUUCUGACUCUCUAUUCCACUCACCCUCUAGAGCCCGGUACUGUCGAGACUCUGAAGUCGGACUUUGCGCUUGCUGCCCACGAUCGCCACGAUCCAUUGGUCAAAUUGCGUGUCUCAGAUCGUACGGACUUCUACGGAUGCACUCCGGAAGAGAUACGACGUAGGCUGGAGAAGGAAGCCGAGGAGGAAGGUAAAAGCGCGAACGACGUGCCCUCGUUCCUGGUGGCGGACGCGCAGACUAACGACGACAAGAGCGUGAUCUAUGCUGGAGAUUGGACGCAGCGCGAGGGUUUCUCGGAAGGGGCCUUGGUGGAACAGCCCAACUGGCCGAAAGAGGGCAAACUCCCCUUCUUGGAAAAGUUGCGCGUAUACAUGCAUUAUGCACCCGUUCUCCACGUGAAUCUGUCCAUUGUGAACUACACCAUUCCGGAGUUAUGGGAAUACCCGUAUGAUCCCACUAAGCCGAUGACCCCACCGAUCGACGGUGGGGCGGACUGGAGGACGCAGCCUCCGCCUCCUGCAUACGUUGUUGCGUCUCCAAAGUCCUUUGUGGUUUCUGAUGAUCCCGAGAACACUGCCGAUUUCAUGCCGAGGCCCGACAGGGUAUACAAAUUGACCGACGAUGCAGCCGAGCGACUUGGCCUAACCUCUCGCUGGACGGUGGGAUGGCACGAUGCCAGGGACCCCCAGGGACACAUGCGAUUUGCUCAAGGAUGGAAGACGAAUUAA